CUCUCUCUCUCUCUAAAAGACUCGUUCUCUGGUUUUUCUUGCUUUAUAGCUUUGUAGUCUUUUUCUUUUCCCGGAAAAGUUUCUCUCUCGCUCUAGAAUUCAUGUCGCAGGACAAGGGUCGACCGCUGCCAAAAUUUGGUGAUUGGGAUGUCAACGAUCCUGCUUCAGCUGAGGGAUUUACUGUGAUUUUUAAUAAGGCUAGGGAUGAAAAGAAGACGGGUGGCAAACCAGAGUCACCAGGAAAGGGUGAUCCUCAAAUUAAGCCUGGAGUGGAUCCUGGCAAGCCUCAGCCUAAAAAAUGGUUUUGCUGCAUUCAAGACCCACCUACACAAUCCUGAUAAGUUCCUUACUGUGUGAGCGCUUCAACAUAAGAGAGCAUGUUUUUCUGUAACUAGCUCCACCAUAUUGCCCCAAAGAAGAUGGGAGCUGUAGAGCCAUGGUGGCCUCUGCUGGAAUUUAGUGUGUGCUGUAAAACGAUUUGUGGUGAGGGAAUAGGUAAAGAAGACAAGUACUUAUUGUAUCUAUAUGCACUGCUGUUGUGGUUUAUUUAUUAGAAGCCAAGCUAUUUCUUCCCAUAUGUGCCUUGUAUUACGCUAGUGCUGUAGAGCUUUGCUUGUGAUGUCUUUUCUCUUGUUAUUUGUAUUAUCAAAUUGGCCUUGUUCAUGAUAUAAUUUUAUUUUAUUUUUUUUA
Alnus glutinosa is the source of this 690-nucleotide messenger RNA. RefSeq names its product protein NOI4. Bases 102 to 338 code for a protein of 78 amino acids. The transcript is spliced from 3 exons. The record is from RefSeq and is a predicted model, not a curated record. NCBI's taxonomy places the organism in Eukaryota, Viridiplantae, Streptophyta, Magnoliopsida, Fagales, Betulaceae.